Molecule: messenger RNA, 746 nt
Organism: Pimephales promelas (fathead minnow)
Lineage: Eukaryota; Metazoa; Chordata; Actinopteri; Cypriniformes; Leuciscidae
Gene: s100v2
Product: S100 calcium binding protein V2
Source: RefSeq, a predicted model, not a curated record
CAGCCAAGAAGUGACAGAAGAGAUGGGACGCUGAGAGUGUAAAGUAGGAGUAGGCACGACGGGAACAGUAAAGUUUAUCUAGAGGCGAGAAAAUAAAAUAAAUUCACUUCAAAUGGCGGCAGAGUAUUCUGACCUUGAGAAGGCCAUUAACACCUUGGUCACAAACUUCCAUGCCGCUUCUCCUGAUAAUCAACCUACGCUGAAGGUAGACGAGUUCAAGAACCUUCUCUCUUCCCAGCUGCCAACAUUAAUCAAGUCGGAUCAUUUUGGAGAAGUGCUGAAGCAAAUGGGUGUGAAAGAUGGAGAAGGCAUCAGCUUCAAACACUUCUGGGGCCUGAUCCAGAACUUGGCCACAACCCAGCAUGGUCUGCUCAGCCACGAGAAGUUGUCCAAAUGCACCUGCCUUUUACUAUGAGCCGCAGACUUCAGCUGCAUCUCCCACUAAGAUCUGGUCUCUCCAGAACCACUCAUCUCCAGACAAAACACUAACUUUCCUUCCUAAACAUUCCAAUAAAAUGCUGACUAAAUGAACAUCAACAUGUCCUUACAUUAUUUUUUUUUUUUUUUUAACAUUGUGUCAAGCAUUACAGUGAUCAUCUCUCUUCAAUCUAGCAUCAAGUUAAUCGUAAUAUACAGACAAGAUAACUAACGUCAUAUUGCAUAAUUUACUUGCAAGUAAAACAAAUCGAACUCCAGGUUAAGUUACAGCUUCCCACACAUACAUUUAACCUAAAUUGAGUGUUUCU